Acanthoscelides obtectus is the source of this 1431-nucleotide messenger RNA. The record is from the annotation of a GenBank genome assembly. Lineage: Eukaryota; Metazoa; Arthropoda; Insecta; Coleoptera; Chrysomelidae.
UUGGCUACUGACUCAAAAUACGAGACUCAAUUUGUUCAUGAUUUUUCUAAAUUCAUCAUUGUCAACAAGAUAUUAUCUUUAGCAGAAACCUGGUUUGUGAGCUUCCAAGAUCAAUCUUCGCUGACGUUCUACCCUAGCUUGAUCUGACACAUGUUUGUAUCUUUCGAUUUUGAGGAAAGUAGGCUAGCUAGCUUUGAUGUAAGGCCCUGUCUAAAAGCUGUCAAGAACAUUGAUGACAGAUCCCAGCACAUAAUAAUGUUAUUCUUCAGACCGUUGACUAAAUUCAAAUACUUCGUUAGUGCCAGAACUGUUCGACAAUUUCACAAAACACAUGUGCUUACUGGAUCACUAUGCAAUGCCCCGAAUGCUGAACUUGACAAAACAGUCUACGACAGAUAUAUGUGUCUACCGAUGCCUGAGGGCAAGGUUCAGCUGACAUAUCUGUGGAUAGAUCAUACUGGAGGGAAUCUUAGGUGCAAGACCCGCACCUUGGAUUUUUCACCUAGUACCCAUAAAGAAGUUCCAAUAUGGACCUUCAAUGGGUAUCUCACGAUGGAAGCACCGGAGGAAAAAAGUGACUAUUUCCUCGUUCCGGUAGCUCUCUAUAAUGAUCCUAUACGACGUGGAAUAAACAAAAUAGCACUGUGCGAAACAUUCAAUGCCGAUGAGAAACCUUGCAAAACGAACCAUCGGCAGAAAUGUGUGGAAGCCUUAAACAAGGUAUGUGACCAUGAAGUUCACAUUGCGUUUGAGCAAGAUUACUACCUCAUGGGAGGUGAUGGAAGGCCUUUCGGAUGGCCACCGAUGGGUGAACCCAUACCUGGACGAGCGUACUAUGCCGCAAUGUGCACCACAAUCGGGCGAGAGAUAGCCGAGUGUUUCUACAGGGCGCUGCUGUACGCGGGGGUGAACGUUUAUUCGGACUGCGCGGAACCCGCACCAUCCCAGUGGGAGAUAAAAACUGUGGGAGAAAGAGGGGUGAAGCCGGCAGAUGAUCUGUGGUUCACGAGGUGGCUAAUGCAAAGAAUCGCCGAGGAUUUCGGGGUGUGCGUCUCAUUUCAGCCUAUUGUGUCUCCUGGAUGGUCUAAGUCAGGAUUACAUGUAACAUUUUCAACUAAAAGGAUGAGGGACAAUGACGGCAUGAAACACAUCCAAGAAGUAGUUAAAAAGUUAGAAAAGUGUCACAAGGACCUGUUAAAAGUAUACAAGAGUACCUAUCUAGGAGAUAAGUUUACGUGUGGCAUCGGCGAUAGAUCAGCAUCAGUGCGGAUACCAAAAAUAGUAGCAGAUAAGAAAAAAGGCUUUAUUGAAGAUCGAAGACCUGCCGGGAAUGCAGAUCCAUACAAAGUUAUGGAGGCUAUUAUAAAAGCUUGCAUAUAGGCUGUUUGUCAAGUAUUGUAUGUAAAAAUAAACCAUUUUAUGACUCUAUAA